Heteronotia binoei (common prickly gecko) is the source of this 2328-nucleotide messenger RNA. RefSeq names its product protein phosphatase 1 regulatory subunit 3B (gene PPP1R3B). Gene Ontology annotation, cellular component: protein phosphatase type 1 complex. Gene Ontology annotation, molecular function: protein phosphatase 1 binding; glycogen binding. Gene Ontology annotation, biological process: regulation of glycogen biosynthetic process. The transcript has 3 exons. Lineage: Eukaryota; Metazoa; Chordata; Lepidosauria; Squamata; Gekkonidae. The record is from RefSeq and is a predicted model, not a curated record. The coding region runs from base 439 to 1335 and encodes 298 amino acids.
CCCCCGGAGCCAGCCUGGCGUUCACGUGCCCAACAGCUGCGGUUUCCACCGGGGAGCUCUGCCGCCAUUGGCUGGACGCAAAAGUUCGAGGCGCGCCCAUUGGCUGCGGCGCGGCUGUUCGCCCAGCAGGAGAGUUUGCGAUGGACCGAGCAUUCUUAAGAAGUUAGCGACAGCGGCGUGCAGACGCGCCGGGGAGGGAGCUGAGCGAGCCUGGAGAGUUGGGGGUCGGGCUAGAGCAGCGUGGAUCAGGGAACCCGCACGGCUGAGCCCGGCCCGCACGCGGAAAUCAGAAAUUUGGGAGGCCGUGGAAAGCAGUGGGGGAUCUAGGCACCCAGAUGGUGACUCCUGGUAACAACUGCAGGAUGGGAGGUCCUGGUGCAUUUCUGGUCUUGCUAGAAAUACCUUGAAACGUCUCUCCAGUUAACCCACCUUGUCCUUAUGAGAAUAUUGGACCGCACUUCUUACAAGCCCACAAUGGCGGUGGAUGUUGCAAUGCAGUUGUACCUGCGCUCGCCCUCUUUCCGAAGGGACAGCUUUGCUUACAAAAUUGCUCCAAAGUCCAAGAAGCCUUUGCGGCCCUGCAUCCAUUUAAACAACAGAAUGGAAUUAAAUGACCUGGGAGCCGAAGUAAAAAAUCUACAGAGCGCCAAAGUGAAAAAGCGGGUGUCCUUCGCAGACAGCAGGGGCUUGGCCCUGACAAUGGUGAAAGUGUUCUCUGAGUUUGACGACCCGCUGGAUAUUCCAUUUAACAUCACGGAAUUAAUAGACAACAUUGUGGGCCUGACAACGGCGGACAGGGACGAUUUUGUCUUGGAUUUUGUACAGCCUUCUGCUGACUAUUUGGACUUCCGCAAUCGCCUCCAGGCGGACUAUGUCUGCCUUGAGAACUGUGUGUUGAAAGAUAAAACUAUCUCUGGCACGGUGAAAGUCAGGAAUCUUGCAUUUGAAAAGACCGUGAAGAUCCGGAUGACAUUCGACACCUGGAAAACCUUCACAGACUACCCAUGCCAGUAUGUCAAAGACACGUAUGCGGGUUCAGAUAAGGACACCUUCUCUUUUGAGAUCACCUUGCCAGAGAAAGUUCCCCCCCACGAAAGGAUGGAGUUGGCGGUGUGUUACGAAAGCGAAGGCAAAACGUACUGGGACAGCAACAAAGGCCUGAAUUACAGGAUCGUGCGGUCUGAGCUCAAAUCCGCCCGGGAGAUUUCCCAGCCUCAGGGAGAAUCUGGUUUUGGGAUUGCCUUUGACCAGUUUGGAAGCCCUAGGUGUUCCUAUGGUUUAUUUCCCGAGUGGCCAAGUUAUUCAGGAUAUGAAAAACGCGGGCCUUAUUACUGAACAAAGGACAUGGUCUGUGUAUGAGAUUGUUUUAAGAGGAAAAAAAUGCAGCAUUUGCUGCGAUGUGAUGGUCGCCAAAGGUGUGUGUUUGUAGAGUUGCAGAAAGUGAAACAAAAGGGACUUGCAAAAUGCCUGACUGCAAAUAGGUUGUUGUUGCAUUGAACAGCUAGAAGAAAGGGGAGAGGUCAUUCAUGUUUCAGAACACGGCUGCUUGCCUCCCAGUUCAGUCCAACAUUCAUGGCUUCGGUUCAGGCACUGUUUUUGCUUGUUUGUUGGCGCAAGGUUCAUUGCAAUAUUGCAAACUGAUCUUAGACUCCCCCCCACUUUGCAUUAUGGAGACAAAUCUGGCUGUUCCUGAUGAGAAAUCAUAGAGGUGGCGGCCUGUGGGUUGGAAGAUGGGAGCAGAGUCCCCUAACUGGGUUUCCAGCCCAUGGGAGACCAAGACUUUUGUGUGUGUGUGUGCAAAAUAGAAGAGACUGUAAAAUUGCUGUUAUAAAUAGAACAAUGGUUGUGUUUCCUUCCAUAUUAGGAAAUGCUUUCAUUUCUGGGGAAGAUACCAGGGUGCUUACUGUUCUGCCUGCAGUUCUGUCUUCAAGAAAAGAACGAAAUGUAUUCCUUGAAAUAGCAGCAGUGGAGGCAGUUUUCUGUAUGACAGUGACAUAUUUGUGUUGCUUCAGAGCAAGUGUAUGUUAGCAUAUGAUUGGGGCUCCUGUUUUAUUUUUGAGCCUGAAAAGAAACCUGUUUAGCUUUAAUUUGCCUUGACAAAUCUCAUUUUAUUGGAGUGGAAGGUGGUCAAGAAUUUUUUUUUGUAAAAACGCUAUUUAAAUAUACUCCCUCCCUUACCAGGUGGCCUGAUAGAUGCCGUAGUUUGGUUAGAGAUAUUGAUUCCUCCCCCCAUUUUACUACCAUUUUAAUUAAUGUUUAUACAGUGGUUGCAGAUUGGAACCAUGUUACUGACAGAAUAUUGAAUAAAAGUUAUUGGUUGUAAAUAAA